GCUUCAGGUGUGCAGCUCUUACUGCAGUCAGCAUUUUAGUUUAACAGCAUGAACGUCAGCGUAGCAUCACAGAUCUGUCGGCUGUGGUCAGGAGUACAACUGUAGUACAACUGUAGUACUGGGAGUAGUUUAGAAGUAUUGGUGAUGACAGACUGCAGGCUCAACUACAUCAAGCUGCUUGAAGAGGAAGUGAACAAAAACCCUGAUAAGCUGCUGGAUGUGGGGAAGGAGGAGGACCAGGAGGAGGCGCCUCCACCCAGCAGGACCUUCACGCCGCUCUGCUCCAUCCCCAGGAGGCUGGUGAUCUCCCCCAGCCUCGGAGGGACGCCGGUCACCCCCCAGCUGACUGAGAGCCUGAGGAGGAUUCUGUUUGGUGGAACAUUUCACGUCUUCAACUAUGAGUGGAGGAAAUCCUUCUUCCAGUUCAGAGAGCCCGACUCAGAGUUAUCCUACGCUCUGGAGACCGACAGGGGCGGGGCUUGGGCCAUUCAGAUGGUUGUCCAGGCUCGCAUCAUCAAACACCUGCUGUUCAUCCGGCCGAGUGUCUCAGACAGACGGACGCUGCACAGUCUGAGUGAUGUCGGACAGAGGGACCAGGAGAAAGCGUUAGCGGCGGCGCUAUCUGACAGCCUCUGGUUGGCUGGACAGGAAGCGAGUGCUACCGUUACCUUGGUAACUGAAGACUACUGCAUCACACCUCACCUGGACUAUAAGAUGGACAACUUCACAGAGAGGCUGCAACUGUUCACGUUCAGCAAGAAGGAGGACGUGAGAAAGUUCAUCCUCGAUCACAUCCAGUGUUUUACAGAGGAGGAAGGUCACGGCGUCAUCCUGUUCCUGUACAGCCUCAUCUGUUCCCGAACAGUCGACAGGCUGAAGGAGGAUCUGGACUCGACCACAUCUCACCUGCUCUACCUCAGUCUGGGCAACUUCGUCUGUCAUCAGGCAUUGCUGAACCUGCUGCUGACCGGCAAAGCAACUCCUCACGUCUUCAAUGGGACGCUGUACUUCGACGAGGACGGCCGACCUCUGGAGCACCCCCUGCAGGGCGUCCUGUCUCGCAGCGACGUUGGAUUCCUGCACUGGAGCCGAGAGCAGAUGGACAGAGGCAGACUGCCACAGGUGGGCAGCAUGCUGAAGACUCCCAGGUUUCCAGUGUGGAUCUGCUGCAUCAACAGCAGCUACUCGGUUCUGUUCAGCCUGAACCGCUCGCUGCUGUCCGACUGGAGGAUGGAGCAUCUCUUCCAGCUGUAUUACUACAACGGCCAGAACUCCCAGAGAGAAACCGCCAGGCUGACCGUCGAUACUCACUCUCACCACUGGGAGGCAUCGUCCAGACACUCGGAUGGAGAGCCGGAGAAAAAGUUUCCAUCACUGGAAAUGACCAUCAGGACCAAAUGGGCCGGAGCAGUGGUGGACUGGAACAACAUUUUACCUUUCUAUUGAGGUUCACCUGGAGCCUGGAUCUGGUGCUACAGCGCCCCCUGUCUGUUGGUAUGGACACAACUGAAAACAGCAUCUCUUCAUCUUCAGCAUCUGACUGACGAAGUGUCUUCAGUUGCUCAGGGUCGACACUUAUCUGGAUCAUCACUGAGGACUUCAUUGAUCUUUCAAUGACCAUCAUCAGCUGCAGCUUUCAGGAAUAAAGUGUCCAGAAACCAGAGCUUCCUUCCUUUAACUGUAAUAAACUGCAUCACACAUGUCAAUUAAAAACAAACAUAAAAUCAAACUGCUUGCAAUCUGUGUAGAUCACAAUGGAUCAUUCCAUCGAGAUCUAAAGCCUAAGAAUUAGACCAAUUAAUGGGAUGCCUUUUCCUUCAACUACCAAAGUAAUUUAUUAUCAGAACAACAUAUAAUAAUAUAUAGGCCUCUAUACAAACCAGUUUCUGUUUCCUACCAACGAGUCCGCACCAACAUUUUGUCCCAAAAAUCUAAAAACUGGAACCUUGUCUAGUCAAACGUUCCACAAAUCAGAUUCUACUGAUCAAAAAUAAAAAUCCUGUCCUCUGCUGGAGACAUUGAAACCAUUCUUUUCGUGUCUUCACCGAAUUCCACAAGGAAAGAACAAGAAAUGAUCAGAAUUGUCCUUUUUACUGAGUCCAAGUUGUUGUGUUUUCAGCUCCCAGACGUAAGUUAUUGAAAACUUGUCCUUUAGUUAUCAUCUUGUUUAGUUUAUUGUCUCACCUUGAAGCUCUUUGUACUUAGAGUCGUAAUAAAUCUGCUGUUCAGUAGCCAAAUCCGGGCUCUGAAGAGACUCCGGAGUCCACAAUCUGCUGCGAGUCCCUGAACACAACACCAAACAUCUAGAUAUUAAACCAUCUGUCCAGAUGUCAGACCAUUCAUCCAGAUGUCAGACCAUCCAUCCAGAUGUCAGACCAUCCAUCCAGAUGUCAAACCAUCCGUCCAGAUGUCAAACCAUCCGUCCAGAUGUCAAACCAUCCGUCUAGAUGUCAGAC
Messenger RNA from Amphiprion ocellaris (clown anemonefish), 2456 nucleotides. RefSeq names its product MINDY family member 4B (gene mindy4b). Gene Ontology annotation, molecular function: cysteine-type deubiquitinase activity; K48-linked deubiquitinase activity. NCBI's taxonomy places the organism in Eukaryota, Metazoa, Chordata, Actinopteri, Pomacentridae. Gene Ontology annotation, biological process: protein K48-linked deubiquitination. The transcript has 11 exons. Bases 145 to 1446 code for a protein of 433 amino acids. The record is from RefSeq and is a predicted model, not a curated record.